AUGGGCGUAAAUGCUAGCAAGAACAAGAGCAAUCUGUGUGGCAGAGAUGUUACAGGGUUGAUGGAGAAUACAAGGUUUCUGCAGAAGGCAAUGAGGGAGAUGAUGAGUGAGAGGGAGAAACAGAGUAAGGCUUAUGAGCGAGAUAUGAUGGUUUUUGCAUUUAAGGAGGCUGAGUGGAAGCAAGAGAGGAAGAGGCUAAGAGAGGAGGUGAAGAGUCUGAGGAAGAUAGUGGAAGAGAAAGAAGAUAGGAUUAAAGAAAUGGAAGAGAAGAGUGAGAAAAGAGGGUGGGAAUUGUUGAUGGGAAGUGGUUUCUUGUUGGAGCAAAUGAGGGAGGAGAGAGCAAGGAGAGAUGAGGCUGUGGAAAAGUGGAAGCAGCUUUAUCUUGCUAUUAAGAUGGAGCUUGAUGAUCUCAUUCAGAGGACACAUCAUGGGGAGGUACAGUAUUAUUGGAAAGCAGAGGAAGAAGAAGAGAUGAUACAAGAGUUGCAGAGGGAACUUCAUGCAAAGGAAGAGACCAUCAGAGGUUUGAAAGCUCGAAUGUCUUCUAUGGAGCAUGAAGAAUACAGCAAGGAAAGGGAAAUUGACAUAUUGAGGCAAAGCUUACGAAUCAUGAGCAGUAAAACAUCGGCAUCGCAUGUCGGCAACAAGGAUCUCCAAUGAAAUCAUAAUAUAUAGUAUUUGUCGGUGCUCUGUAAAUUACUUCUACCGUACAUUACAUUUUAAUGCAAAAAUUGGCAUAGUUGAAGAAAUUUUACAAGUAGUGAAGAUUACUUGCGU
Juglans microcarpa x Juglans regia is the source of this 777-nucleotide messenger RNA. RefSeq names its product golgin subfamily A member 6-like protein 1. Bases 1 to 660 code for a protein of 219 amino acids. The record is from RefSeq and is a predicted model, not a curated record. The transcript has 2 exons. Lineage: Eukaryota; Viridiplantae; Streptophyta; Magnoliopsida; Fagales; Juglandaceae.